Molecule: messenger RNA, 2702 nt
Organism: Vigna radiata var. radiata (mung bean)
Lineage: Eukaryota; Viridiplantae; Streptophyta; Magnoliopsida; Fabales; Fabaceae
Product: G-type lectin S-receptor-like serine/threonine-protein kinase At4g27290
Exons: 7
Coding region: 116-2539 (807 amino acids)
Biological process (GO): protein phosphorylation; recognition of pollen
Molecular function (GO): ATP binding; protein serine/threonine kinase activity
Source: RefSeq, a predicted model, not a curated record
AACACAGUCUUCACUGUUUGAAUUUUCUUGACCGUGUCCUAGGAGAUGUUUAUUUUCCUCUUUGUUGUUUAUAACUAGCCAACCACAUUGUCUGAUAGAAACCGUACCAAAAUCAAUGGAGAGCUUUGAAAUCCUUGGUGCAUGCCUUUUGUUCCUCUCUUUGUUAUCCAUUUCCUCCACUUUGGAGAUGAUUACUCCGACCAAACCCCUGAGAGAUAGUAUCAAUGAGAAUGUAACUCUUGUCUCAACCAAUGGAACUUUUGAAGCAGGAUUCUUCAGCCCUGGAAAUUCCCGUAGCCGUUACCUUGGAAUUUGGUACAAAACCAUAUCCCCCAGAACAGUGGUUUGGGUGGCCAACAAAGAAACACCACUUCAAGACCAUUCUGGAGUCUUAGAACUAGACAGUGAUCAAGGGUUUCUUAGUAUAAGAAAUGGCGGAGGAGCCAAAAUAUGGUCCUCAAAUGCAUCAAACACACCAAGCAAACCAGUUUUUGUGGAGUUGUUGGAAUCAGGAAACAUGGUUGUGAAAGAUGGCCAUGAUAACUUUUUAUGGGAAAGCUUUGAUUACCCUGGUGAUACUUUUCUUCCAGGAAUGAAGCUUGGAAUGAACUUGAAAACUGGUCAUCAGCGAGCUCUGAGAUCUUGGAAAUCCCUCAACGAUCCUAGUCCAGGUGAAUUUUCAUUUGGUGUUGAUACUCGUGGCCUUCCUCAACUAGUUAUCACGAAGAGUGAUGACAUAGUUUAUAGACCAGGCUCUUGGAAUGGUGUUAGAGUCACAGGAGUACCUGCACAAGAGGCUCACCCAUUAACGAAAUCCCUUUUUGUUAUGAAUGAAGAUGAAAUCUUCUAUGAGAUUCAAAUCUUGAAUAGUUCAACUAAACUGAGAAGCAGAUUGCUCCCAGAAGGGUAUCAAAUACGUUUACUAUGGUCAGAUGAGGGUGAAAAAUGGGAUACUGUAUACUCUGGUUCAUUUGAUGAGUGUGAGAGAUAUGGUAUGUGUGGUGCUAAUAGUAUUUGCAACGUGAGUGGAGCACCUCAACACUGCGAAUGUUUGAGUGGAUUCAAAUCCAAAGCUGCAGAUUCAACUUGUGAUCGAAUUAGAGCUCUAGAUUGCAACAAGGGAGAUAGUUUUAAGAAGUACGAGGGAAUGAAAUUGCCAGACACAUCUUCAUCUUGGUAUGAUACGAGAAUGAGUCUUGAAGAAUGCGAGAAAUUGUGCUUGAGCAACUGCUCUUGUACUGCGUAUGCUCAAUUGAAUGUCAGUGACAACGGAAGUGGCUGCUUGCAAUGGUUUAAUGACAUUGUUGACAUGAGGACACUGGCACAGGAUGGACAAGAUUUUUAUCUGCGAAUUGCAGUUUCAAAAUUUCAAGAUCACGCCUUCAACAGGAAGAUAGGAGGAAUUAUACUCGGCUGCACUAUAUUCAUCAUCGCCAUUGUAGUAUUUGUGUUCAUAUUUUGCCUUAGGAGGAAUAAACUCGAGCAGUCAGAAACAAAAUACUGGAAGGAGAAGAAUAAGAAGGAUGAGAUUGAUUUACCAAUAUUCGAUUUUUUAUACAUCUGCAAUGCCACAAAUAACUUUUCUGAGAGUAAUAAAUUGGGACAAGGGGGAUUUGGACCAGUGUACAAGGGCAUAUUAUCAGAUGGGCAAGAAAUUGCAGUUAAGAGGCUUUCCAAAACUUCGGGACAAGGUUUGGACGAGUUUAAGAAUGAAGUAAUGUUGAUUGCAAAACUUCAACACCGCAAUCUGGUAAAGCUUCUUGGUUGUUCUUUUCAGCAAGAGGAAAAGCUGCUAAUUUAUGAAUUCAUGCCAAAUAGAAGCUUGGAUUACUUUAUUUUUGAUUCAACAAGAAGUACAUCAAUAGGUUGGGCUAAGAGAUUUGAAAUUAUUGAUGGAAUUGCUAGAGGACUCCUCUAUCUUCAUCAAGAUUCUAGACUGAAAAUCAUUCAUAGGGAUCUCAAGACUAGUAAUGUUCUUCUUGACAGCAAUAUGAAACCAAAAAUAUCAGAUUUUGGUAUGGCUAGGACAUUUAACCUAGAUCAAGAUGAAGCAAACACAAAUAAAGUGAUGGGAACAUACGGUUAUAUGCCUCCCGAAUAUGCUGUGCAUGGAUCAUUUUCAGUCAAAUCAGAUGUAUUUAGUUUUGGGGUAAUCGUAUUGGAGAUAAUCAGUGGGAGGAAGAAUAGAGGAUUUCGUGACCCACACAAUGAGCUAAAUCUUCUUGGACAUGCAUGGAGAUUAUGGAUUGAAAAAAGGCCAAUGGAACUAAUGGAUGAGUCAAUGGAGAAUGCAGUUGGUCCAUCUGAAAUAUUAAGAUAUAUUCAUAUUGGUUUGUUGUGCGUACAACAUAGACCAGAGGAUAGACCGAACAUGUCUUCGGUAGUUUUAAUGUUGAACGGUGAAAAGUUAUUGCCUGAGCCAAGUCAACCUGGAUUUUACACGGGAAGAAAUAACUUGACCAUGACAGAUUCUUCUUUAAGAAAUUUGGAUGCGUAUUCUCUCAACGAAAUGUCUGAGACAUUGCUUCUGGCAAGAUAGAUGAUUUAAAAAAAAUAAAUAAAUGGUAUGGAAAAUCGAAAAGUUUCCCACCACCAAUCUCUACAAGUACUACUUAUAUGUCUGAAAGAAUAUUAUUCACUUUGAAUGUGAGAUAACAAUUGCUGUUAUUCGUUGAUAAAUAUGAUAUUUGGACAGAUACUUA